GAUGACGUCAGAGUGGGAGUGACGGCAGCAGAGGGAACUGCUCAAGGCUCAGGCAGCGCAGAGACAGUUAUAGCAGAAGCAGCAGCAGCAGAGACCAACUUGCAGAUGAAGCUGCGCCUUUCCAAAAGGACAACUGCCUUCACUUCUCUGUCUGACAGUCACACUGGGCACAACUGGAAGCAGUACAAGGAGAUCUGCGUUCCUGAGCUUUGCAGAGAAGUGAGGAUCGCUGUGUUGACAGUCGCCCUGUGUUUGCUGCUCGGCCGAUUCCCUGUGCAGUUGCUGCAACAUGAGCCGCACACUGAGAGGCAUUAGACUGCUGCUGCGGGUGAGAGAGCAAAGUCUCAGAUACGUGACUGCUGCACCGAGACCGCCAGCCUGGAGCCUAAUGAGAAUGUCGCACACAGGAGCAGAUUUAGGGUCUCUGACAAGGUACGACGAUUCAGCAGUGUCCAUCGACUGGCAGAAGAAACUCACUCCUGAGCAAUAUUAUGUGACGAGAGAGAAAGGAACAGAGUUGCCUUUCAGCGGUAUCUACCUUAACAAUACAGAGAAAGGGAUGUAUCAUUGCGUUUGCUGCAGCUCCCCGCUGUUCAGCUCUGAAAAGAAGUACAACUCUGGGACAGGGUGGCCUUCCUUCUCCGAGGCGUACGGAGCACAAGGGGCUGAUGAGAGCAAUACUAAUGUACUGAGGCGGCUGGAUAACUCUCUGGGUUCCACAGGAACGGAAGUCAUUUGCAAAGAGUGUGAUGCACAUCUGGGCCAUGUGUUUGAAGACGGACCUCCCCCGCAGGGUCAGAGGUUCUGCAUCAACAGCGUCGCAUUAGCUUUUGUACCUAGUUCAAUGUAGUAAGUGGUGCUGAAUGUGAAUCAGUUUAUUUCCACUGAGAAUGUUACUUGUUAAGCGUUAGCCUCAAACAGAUCCUAAUGUGAGAUUCUUUUCCAUUAUCACAUGGGUCUCUCCAUCCAAUCAUACUUGCACUGCUAGGAAUAGAAUUCAGUGUGACUACAGCAGUUACUUCCCAUUAAUCACAUAAUAAUCUUGCACUAGAGUUGAGCUGGAAAUCACUGGCAGAGACCCCAUGGCAUUUACAUCACCGAUAAUAUUAGCAUUAGUCACAAUGCACCAAGAACAUCGGGUCAUCAUUGUUUAUUUAUUUAUUUAUACAGCACUCGUCAGUUACACAUCGUUUUACAUUCAUGUAUAAGAAACGGGUUACAGAAUGGGAUCAAGGCCCUGCUUACAAGAGCUUACAAUCUACAAUGAUUGGUGAUUGAAUGGAUCUGUGAACGGGGGGCAGAACUGAACAGAUCUGCUCUUUCUGCCGUCAGGUUUAUGAGCACCAGUGUAUCCUGUAUCACAUUGCCAGUCUAUACAUUAGUGUGAGCUAGUGAUGUGCGGGCGACGACCGAUACCCGCGGGACCCCCGGGUCGGGCGGGUUCGGGUCGACUUUGCAGUGCUUCUCGCGGGCGGUGCGGGUUGAGCUCUUCUCCUGCUCUCCCCGCCCGUCACCUUCAAAUGCCGGCAUCUGAAUUCCGGGUUCCGGUUUUAUAGUCUUGUGUCUGUUCGCCAUUUGUGACGUCAUUGUGACGUCAUCGGUGGGGCGGCGCGGGUCUAUAAAAGGACCCCCGGAAGCAGGUGGGGGCGGGCGCGGGUCAUAGCAGGGUGGCUUAGGGUCAGGUGUGGGUCAGGGAAACCCUGACCCGCACAUCACUAGUGUGAGCCCCAAAUAUUUAACUUUAUAAAUAUUUCCUAACCUUUGUGCAUUAUAAAGAACUUCAACAUCCCCUUCUGCAAAGUAUUUCCUAUGGAACAAGGAAAAUGUGAUCUGUCACAAUGAGAAAGCCUUAGGUAAUUUACUGCCCCAAGCCGUCUCACUACUCUGAUGGCAUUUCUAUUACUAUUUCUAUUGCUAGUUUGACGUGAGCACUUUAUAAAGGGGAAGGGAAUCAUUUUUAUAAAGAGCUUUUACAGCAAGCAAGGCAGCCAUUAUAGACAAUAUAUUAUUCAUCAAUUGGGAGUCCACAUCUGAUUUCCACCUUAGUUAAACCUAAGAGACUCGCCCCUUUAUCAAAAGAUAACUGUCCCGAGGCUUUUUUCAGUAAAAAAAUAUCAUUUUAUUUACUGUAAGUUAGCAUUAAAACUCAGAUACAUACUGACCCCACCAGGCCCACCUGGCCCACCUGGGCCUUGAUGCACCAAGUCCAUCAUUUUUAGUUUCGGAGAAAUGAUAAAUUUUAUGCAAAAGGUUUGGCUCAAUGCCAAACAAAAAUGCACCCCCCCCCCCAAAUUUGUCACUUUCAUGUGUCCUGUACUGUGAACAGCGUUCUCAUUCAGUAUUCGUCUUAAUACUGCAAAAAAUUGAUAAUCCCUGCUGCAGCAAUAUGACCAUUGUCAGGGAACUGAGCCAAGAUUCUCUGUCUCAGAUUUGUGCUCCACCCUCCUUGCCACUGAUCUAGUCCUUAUUACAUGUGUUUAAUGGCUUCUGCUACUGACACUCAAUGGAACUCUCUGAUCUUACCAGUCUGGGCCGGUGCAGUUUGACUACAUAAAUGUGAUUGUUGUAUCUACAGAACCUUCAUCCUCCUGACACUUAGCUACAUGGCACCCAUGGCCCUUGCUAAACCUAGAACUUGAUAAACCUAGAACUUAGAACUCUUUGAGAGAUACGGAAUGGUGGAUAAUGGAAAAGAGUCUCACCUUGUUGCCAAGCAUGCUACAUUGUUGUCUAGACUGUGGUAAAUGUGACACCAUCAGUACAGGGCAUCAAUAAUGUGCCAUAUUGUGUGUGGUUAGUCUUUAUUUUUGUACCAGGUGCCUGUGAGUUCUUAUUAUUGCCAAAAAGUACUCCUAGUACUGGAAGGCCCGUCAUAGAAAACAUUUAGAUCUUCUGAUGUUGCUGCUCGGGGGGUCCAACCCCCAGGCUUCCCCCAGCAGUUAAUGGGUGCCAAAAGAAAGAUAUCUAGUAAAGGGUGUUUGGUUGCACACAGGCCAGCCUUAAUGAGAAAAUAUGGCUUAAUGAGAAGAUAAAUAAAUGUAACACCAUCACUUGAUAUAAAAGGGAGCUCCAUGAAACCUGGCAUGUGUGCAGCCAUCCCACAGUGCCACGUUUGCACAUAUUUCUGUACAGAAACUCCAAUGCGUCUGUUGGUUUAUAUAAAAAUAUAUUUGAAGAGGAUGAGUGUAUCAUAAAUAGCUUAGCUACCCGCUCUCUUGAUGCCAAAUGUCACCAGCCUCGUCGCUUGAUGCUGAAGGAACAAGAGAAAACAUUGUAUUUUGUCGCUGUAAAUUUGUACAAAAAAAAAACUCUUUAUAUUCAAGAUGUGUUUAUAGAGGAUAUUGCUCAGAGUACUAAAUAAAGUGUUUUAUAAGUGAAAA
Messenger RNA from Xenopus laevis (African clawed frog), 3380 nucleotides. RefSeq names its product methionine sulfoxide reductase B2 S homeolog (gene msrb2.S). Gene Ontology annotation, cellular component: mitochondrion; cytoplasm. The transcript is spliced from 5 exons. Bases 290 to 850 code for a protein of 186 amino acids. Gene Ontology annotation, biological process: protein repair; response to oxidative stress. Gene Ontology annotation, molecular function: oxidoreductase activity, acting on a sulfur group of donors, disulfide as acceptor; L-methionine (R)-S-oxide reductase activity; zinc ion binding. NCBI's taxonomy places the organism in Eukaryota, Metazoa, Chordata, Amphibia, Anura, Pipidae. The record is from RefSeq and is a predicted model, not a curated record.